Molecule: messenger RNA, 2973 nt
Organism: Trypanosoma rangeli
Lineage: Eukaryota; Euglenozoa; Kinetoplastea; Trypanosomatida; Trypanosomatidae
Product: 5'-3' exonuclease XRNB, putative,exoribonuclease 2
Exons: 1
Coding region: 1-2973 (990 amino acids)
Biological process (GO): nuclear-transcribed mRNA catabolic process
Cellular component (GO): nucleus
Molecular function (GO): 5'-3' RNA exonuclease activity; RNA binding
Source: RefSeq, a predicted model, not a curated record
AUGGGUGUUCCAGCGUUUGCGUCAUGGCUGAAGAAGAAGUAUCCUGAAAUAGCGUCGGACGUUAUUCCUGCCAAUGUCCAUGGUCUUUACAUUGACCUUAAUGCCCUGAUUCAUCCGUGCUGCCACAGUGAGCGGGACCCCGCCGUUGCCGCACGGCCGGAGGAGGAGAAGUUGCUGCGCAUCUGUCAUGAGGUGGAGGUGCUCCUAGCGACGGUGCGUCCAAAAAAGAUCAUGUUCAUCGCAACGGAUGGUGUGGCACCAAGGGCCAAGAUGAAUCAGCAGCGCGCUCGGCGUUACAUGAAUCGAGCAAAGAAGGUUAGCUCUGGCGCAGAUGUUGUGGAGGAGGUUGUGCGGGAGUUUACUUCAAAUGAGAUGGCGGCGGUUGACGACGAUCUUGACGAUAUCCGUCGGUCACUCAUGCAGGAUGCCUUAUACGGUAUGGAUGGGUUUUUGGACGACACCUUAGAGACGUUGAACAGCGCCACGAGUACCGCACAGCCAGCUACUCCUGCCACGCUUUGUAAUGACGAUAACGAUGGCGCGAUGUAUGCCGGAGAACUGGCCGCGCUUGACGGCCUUGUGGACAGAACGCCAGAAGUGGCGGAGUUUGACAGCAACUGCAUUAGCCCUGGUACAGCGUUCAUGGUGAAGGUCACAAACGCCGUGCUCACGAUGGUGCAGGAUAAAUUGGCUGUUGCAGACCAGCUUUGGGCGGGGCUAAAUGUGAUCGUCUCCGGAGCCAACACAUCCGGUGAGGGCGAGCACAAAAUCAUUGACUUUUUGCGUACGCAGUCCUCCUACGCCGGCUUCAACGGUAGUGGCACACAUGUCAUUGCGGGGUUAGACGCCGAUCUGAUAUUUUUGUCCCUCUCGCUGCACAUCCCGCACAUGUUUAUUCUCCGAGACAAUGGCAGAAACCCGUAUGCUCUGAGGACGGCGGAACGGUCCCGAGGGAAAAAACAGACGCUGCCUCAGAUGUCAGGGGCGAAGAAUAAAACGAAUGCAUUCGGUGGGAGUCCGCCGAUGGAGGAGGACUUGGAGGGUGACGAGCUACCUUUCAUUGUGGACGACGACGACGACCACCACAGUAGACAUUCCUCCGAGGAGGUCUCAAAGACAACGUGGGCGCCGGGGAUGCCUGAGGCCAACACCACGUUUGAGUAUUUUGACAUUGACACAGUAGGUUCAUGCCUCAUGUCGGAGCUGCAUGGAUUGUGCCUGAUUAAACAGUUUGCACCAAACAACAAGGCGGCCUUCAAUCCGGAACUGCUGGUGUCAUCGAAUGGGUACCAUUUUUAUCGUCAAGCGGGGCGCGCCGAUGCGCCGUUACGAUACGCCUCAAAUGAGGAGGUCGAGAAAGACAACGACAAGGAAGGCUGGCGCAAUUUUCGUCCCUGUUCUUCACAGGCAAACAGUAAAGUUAUUGAUGAUGUCAUUGUGAUGGCAAUGUUAAUGGGCAAUGACUUUCUUCCCCGGCUUCCUGGAUCUUUUUGUGGGGAGAGUGCCCUGGAUAACCUGCUGGAGAUUUACGUAACGGAGGUAUUGCCCUACGGAUUUAUAACAGCUGGGUAUCAUGAGAUUCAUCUACCACAGUUGCGGCGUCUCCUGCAGGCAUAUGCGAAGAUUGAGACCGUGAAGUUUCGCCGGUUUGCGCUAAGCAACAACACCAUGAGUCUCAAUGAGGUGGCAGAGCCGCUUCACUCACCGGUGGACGAACAGUGGCGACAGCCGUACUUGGCGUCAACGGGGCUUGCUGGAAACGUUGAGGAGGCUUGUAAAAAGUACGUGGAGGGGCUUCGCUUUGUGUGGCGUUACUACAGUGGGACCUCGUCCAUGUGUAGUUGGUUGUGGUACUACCCGUUUCACCACGCCCCGUUUGCCUUGGAUAUUGCAGAUUACCUGCAACGCUGCGACCUUGCGACGCUGCCUGCACCACCGCUGGAGACGAUGCCUCCGGACAUGUUUUUGCAGCUCCUCUGCAUUCUCCCACCCACAAGUCACGCCUUACUGCCAACUGCGCUCGGUAACGCCAUGUUGAACCCGCCCGAGAAGCUGCGGGAAACAUUUCCCGACACGUGGCGUGUGGACUACACCGCCGCCUUUGGGAAGGAUCACCUCGCAACGGUUCUUUUGCCAUUUGCCAAUAUGUUUGAACUUCGUGAUCUAGUUGAGGCCUCGCGACCGUGCUUUACGUGCGAGGAACAUGAGCGAGGGCGGCAAGUCACGUACCACCUCGUUUUAGGCUCAAAAACCAACAGCUUUGAAAUUAACGGCGAUAUCUGUGCACUCAGCGCAGAUGAUGCCACCACAUGGGGUCUCGAGCGCGAGGGUGUGAUAUAUAUGCAGCUCUGGGACAGCCUACCGAAGCGGGGGCGGCCCAAGACGUACUCGUGCACGGCCGUAGUCCCUUGGAUUACCUGCGACGCACACGGGCGUGUAAACAAGCGAGAGCGUUUGUCCCGCCGUGAGCGACGCCAGCGACGAGAAAAUGUGUUGUCUGAGCGGGGUGUGAUAUUGAUCAACAAGGGAGCCUGUUUUUCCACGUAUCUCUUUGGGUUUGCGAUUUCUGCCUUGCUGAUGUCCAUGGCGCUGCUCCCGUGGUUUUCGACCUCUCUGCUGCAGGUGCUUGCCGUGAAUUUCACAGCUGUAGCGUUUAGUUACUUUUUGGGCAUUGCAGUGCAUAAUCCUGUUCUUGGAAGUGGUGUCCGGCGCAACAAUGUUCGCAUGACCUAUGUCGAUUGGCUCUGCACCGAGUGCCUCUCGUUGAAUUUUUCCUCCAAUGAUAAGUGCUUUGUCUGCCGCGCGCCGUUUGAUUUGACGCGCUGCUUGGCUGUCUUUAGUGGAACCCAGUCCGCGACACCCCCCUUGUACGACCCCAACCACGCGGCGUACAUGGAGACGGUCUGCCUUGAGAUACCGGGACGCAAAAAAGACAGACACGCCCGGUGCAGGCCUCCUACCGGCGGCAUUUAA